AUGUAUUUAGAGAGCCAAAUUGCUAAAACCACCAUCGAAAAAUUGCCAGAGAAUAUUAUGUUGCAAAUCAUGCAGUACCUGCCCAUGAAAGAUCGUUGUCGGGUACGGAGAGUUAACAAAACUUGGAACCGCAUUAUUUUUGACCAAUCAUUAUGGAGGCAUGUUGAUCUGCUUGACUACUAUCUUCCCCUGAAGACGUUGUGGAAAAUUUUCAGAAUUUAUCUGUCUCCAUGUUUGUUAACAUUGAAGAUGCAAGGCAUUGUUUACGCAGAGAACAGUACUAGAGAAAAGUCCUCACUUUCUGAAGCCCUGCUACAAGAAUUGUCUGCUCGCUGUCCAAAACUGCGGCUGCUUCAUGUUCAGAAGUGUAAAAUAAGCAGCAUUUCAUUCGAGUGGCUUCCUUCAUCAAUCACAUGCCUAGAAAUGGUUGAUGCUUUUUGGCAGCCUCGGUGGAUGAAAGAUAAACAGAAGCAUCUGCCAAAGCUGGAACAUUUGACUCUGGACAAUUCUGAGAUGGUGAGUGACUGUGAUCUGGAAGAUGUUGCUGUCUGGAAGGACUUGAAGUUGUUAUCUCUGAAAGGAUGUGAAAGGGUAGGAACAGCAGGCGUUAUAACCAUUUCUAAACAUUUGUCAGAGUUAGAGUUCUUAAACAUCAGUAGUACUGACAUACGUGAAGUGGCAGUCCAUUAUAUUGCUCAGCAUUUGAAGAAACUGAAGGAACUGAUUCUUGCAAGAUGCACGUCAGUUACUGACAGAGCUGUUGCUAUCAUCGCUGCGGGACUUCCAGUGUUAAACAAGUUGGACAUUUCAUUCUGUGAAUUUGUCACAAUGAGAGGACUAGAACCAUUGUUUGUUAACAAACAAGCAGUGCUUAUAUUGAAUGCUUGA
Candidula unifasciata is the source of this 888-nucleotide messenger RNA. The record is from the annotation of a GenBank genome assembly. Lineage: Eukaryota; Metazoa; Mollusca; Gastropoda; Stylommatophora; Geomitridae.